Molecule: messenger RNA, 1044 nt
Organism: Prorocentrum cordatum
Lineage: Eukaryota; Dinophyceae; Prorocentrales; Prorocentraceae
Source: the annotation of a GenBank genome assembly
AUGUGGCCGGCAGGCGCCGUGGUAGCAAUCUGCCGAGGCCGCCCUUUCGCGCCUCCGUGUGAAGGCUCGGCUACGCGGCCCGAAUCGGCCGACGUGUCUGGAUGGGCGACGUGGCCGCGCUGGCGUUCGCUUGCGGUGGCCAUACCCGUCGACGCAUUCUUCCCCAACCCGCCCAUCCUUGCGUACCUCAUGAUCGUGCUACGGGUCUCGCAGGUGCUGAUGGGUUUGCUAGUGUUGCUGCUCCGAGACCGCAAGGCCAUCCGCCGGCGCGUGCUCCUCCGACACUUGUGGAAAGACGCGUACCAUCGCCGCCGGCUACACAUUCGCCGGCUGCACCUCCGGUGGACGAGGCUCCGAACGCUGGAUCUCCUGGAAAUGUUCACGGUCCUCGUGAUAGCGCUCUACGCCCUGCGCCAUGGUUGCCUGCUGGUGCUGCGCCCCCGGAGGCGCCUGGGAAGGUGGCGCUUGCGGUUGCCCCUUCUGGCGGUGUUGCUGCCGCGGCCGUGGCCGCGGCUCCGGAUCGUGGAUCUCCUGGUGAUGUUCACGAUCCUCGUGCUCGUCCUCUACGCUCUGCGCCAGAACUCCCUGCUGGUGCGGCGCCCCCGCAGGCGCCACGUCGCGGGGCGUUUUGCGCGGCCGCUUUCGGCACUGCUGCUGCUGGGGCCGAGGCUCCGGAAUCUGGAGCUCCUGGUGGUGUUGUCCACGCUCCUCGCGAUCGUGACCUACGCCCUGCGACACGUCUGUUCGCGGUCUCCGUUUCCGGCGCUGCUGCUGCCGAAGCCAGGUUUCAGGAUCAUCUCGAUCGUGCUCUUCGCUCAGAACCGCGGAUACCUGCUGGAGGUGCGGUCGGCGCUUCUGGAGUUGCUGCCGCCGCGGCCGCGGCCUCGCCUCCGACACGUGGAUACCCUGGUGUUGUUCGCGAUCAACGUGAUAGUGCUCUACGACCUGCGGCACGAUCGACUGCUGGUGCUACGCUGGGCGGAUGCACCUCGUCGGGCGCCGUCUACAGCUGCCGCUUCCGGCACUGCCGCCGCCGCGGCCGAG